Messenger RNA from Thlaspi arvense, 444 nucleotides. The record is from the annotation of a GenBank genome assembly. NCBI's taxonomy places the organism in Eukaryota, Viridiplantae, Streptophyta, Magnoliopsida, Brassicales, Brassicaceae.
AUGAGUUUGCAGCAUUCUUUCACACUCUUGAUCAUCCCAAGGAACCACAAGAUUCACGAAUCGCAUGCGGAGUCGAGGUGGUGUAUGGAUGAGUUGGUGAAGAUUAAGAAACUUGCGGAUAAAGAAAAGCUUCGAGUCAUCCCAAUCUUCUACAAGGUGAGACCACGAGACGUGAGAAAACAGACGGGUGAGUUUGGUGACAACUUCUGGACGCUCGCGAGAGCUUCUAGUGGAGAUCAGAUCAAGAAGUGGAAAGAAGCGUUGGGAUGCAUCUUAUCCAAGGCCUCUGAAGCCGAUUUUGUCAAGGAAAUUGCUAAAGAGGUUGUGAGAGCUACAGCAGCAAUUGGACUCGAGGAAGAAGAAAAACAUUUUGGGAUAAAAAAGGAAUGCAAUUACGAAUGUGAGCUUCCCGAUUUCAAGAGGAGCAAAAAAGUUGUAACGUAA